UAUUUGUUUUCUCUCUCUCUCUCUCUCUCUCUCUCUCUCUCUCUCUCUCUCUCUCUCUCUCUCUCUCUCACACACACACACACACACACACACAACACCUAGCACUCACAAAAACUAACACAUGGGCACUUUGGUUGGACAUGUUGCACCAGGGUCUGUUUUUCUUUUCGUCGGAUUAUGGCACCUUGUUAACCAUAUCAAACUCCAUGUUCAAAACCCCAAAGCCUUCCAUUUCUCCCCAUGGGUGCCCACCACAAGGAUAAGGUAUUUGGAACUUUACUACAUCAUGUCAAGUUGUUCUAUGGCCAUUGUUAUGGAGAUAUUUGUUUUACCAGAUCAUCACCAUCCGUUUGACACAGAUGGCACCAUUCCUUCCAACCAUAUGCAGAACAUGGAACACUUGUUCAUUUUUAUGAUGUUUAUAAUCUAUGCUGGCUUUGCCAUACUACUUGACAAGUUUCAACCCAAAGCGCAAUACGAGUUGACACAGUUGCUUUUAGGUAUUGCGUUUGGGCACCAACUCCUCAUCACCCACCUUCACUCAACUGGAAACAUGGGUAUCCAAGGACAGUACCAUAUGCUUCUACAAAUAUUAAUUCUUAUCUCUUUCAUUAGUACACUUAUGGCCAUUGGCUACCAGAAAAGCUUCAUAGUUAGUUUCAUAAGGUCCAUUAGUAUAUUCUUCCAGGGUCUUUGGCUUAUGGUUAUGGGUUUCAUGCUUUGGACUAAAAGUUUGAUUCCAAAAGGUUGUUUCUUGAACCUGGAACAGGGUCACCAUGUAGUUCGGUGCAAUGGAGACCAAGCCGUAGAACGCGCCAAGUCGUUAGUGACUAUUCAAUUUAGCUGGUAUCUACUUUUGGUGACGAUUUUUGCUAUCUCACUUUACUUGGCCAUGAUUAAAAUCUACGAUAAACAAGUUGAUUACCAAUCACUAGUAAGGUACGAUGAAGAACACGCAGAUGAAGAUAUUGAGACUCAAAGUAAAACAAGCAAACUCGACCAAUCACAUAGCUUUCUUCAAAUGGAGAAAUCUCUUGCUCCUCUCGACAUGGAAUUGUAGAUAAAUAUAAAGUGAUAAAAAGAAACUCAUAAUUGGUGAGUUUUGAUAAAAAUAGCUUCUAUAUAUUUCACUACAAUUUACAUACAAUUUAUAGAGCCAACCAUACCUUAUUUGAGGAACCUAUUCUAUAUGUAUGCAUUAUUUAUAGUUUACA
Molecule: messenger RNA, 1214 nt
Organism: Lactuca sativa (garden lettuce)
Lineage: Eukaryota; Viridiplantae; Streptophyta; Magnoliopsida; Asterales; Asteraceae
Source: RefSeq, a predicted model, not a curated record